Messenger RNA from Camelina sativa (false flax), 1498 nucleotides. NCBI's taxonomy places the organism in Eukaryota, Viridiplantae, Streptophyta, Magnoliopsida, Brassicales, Brassicaceae. The record is from RefSeq and is a predicted model, not a curated record.
AGAGAGAGAGACAAAGAGAUAAAAAUAAAAAUUUAAUAAUAGUUUUGAGUACAAAUAUUAAGUUCAUUGGUGGAGGAGGAGACGAAUGCUUGUAGAUUCCACUUCUCUUUUACCUUUUUUGUUUCUCUCUUCUUCUUCUUCUUCUUCUUCUUCUUCGUUCUCUCUGUUCUUUUGUUAUUGAAGAUGGAGAAUUACAAGUGCAGGUAUUGCUUUAAGAGCUUCGCUAAUGGAAGAGCUUUAGGUGGUCACAUGAGAUCUCACAUGCCGAGUCUUCAUGUUGAUGAAGAAAGGCCGAGUCAACUCAGUUACGAGACGACUGAGUCCGAUGUUUCUUCGUCUUCCUCCAAGGAAAAGAGAAAUGGGAAGAAGAAGAAGAAUGAUCCGAAGUUUGCUUCUACAAGCUCUCUUCUUCUUCUUGAAGACGAGGAAGGUGAUGAUGAGAGCGAGACAGAGUCGUCUAGGAAUGUUAUCAACCUGACCCGGAAACGAUCUAAGCGAACUCGUAAACUCGAUUCGUUCGCGACGAAGAAGAAGAAGGUGAAAACGAGUCAACUCGGUUACAAGCCUGCUGAGUCUGAUCCUGAGCCUCCUCAUAGCUCAGCUUCUGAUACGACGACGGAGGAAGAUCUCGCCUUUUGUCUCAUGAUGCUCUCGAGAGAUAAAUGGAAGAAGAACAAGAGUAGUAAUAAUAAGGACGUAGUAGAAGAGAUCGAGACAGGAGAAGAAGAAGAAGAAGAAGGUUACAACAACAGGUUAAGCAAGAUGAAUCGAACGACAACAACAACGACGAAAGGGAGAUACAAGUGCGAGACUUGUGGGAAAGUGUUCAAAUCUUAUCAAGCAUUAGGUGGGCAUAGAGCAAGUCAUAAGAAGAACAGAGUAAGUAACAAAACAGAGCAGCAACGAAGCGAAACAGAGCAUGAUAAUGUGGUUGUUGUUGUUGCUGCUGCUGCUGCUGAGAAGAGAAUCCAUGAAUGUCCUAUUUGUUUUAGAGUUUUCGCAUCGGGACAAGCACUUGGAGGUCACAAAAGAUCUCACGGGAUUGGAAAUUUAUCUACUAAUCAUCAUCAUCAAGCUCAUCAUCAAAUCGAGUCUGUGAAACAGAGGAUGAUAGAUCUUAAUCUCCCUGCACCAACCGAGGAAGACGAAGUCUCUGUGGUGUUUCAAUGAAUGCUGAAUAAAGGUAACAGACUUUGCGUGAUUCGGGUAGUCCAAUUUUUCGUAAAGUUUGAAUCUUUUUUUAUUUUCUUUUUUUUUUACUAUUUUUUUUUUGGGGUUUUUAAUGUGUUUAUUUUAAAUGCAAAGGAGGCUACUUUUACAUGUUCUAACGCCGAUUCUUUUUUCUUCGUAUUGGCCUCACGUCGUGUUGGCCUAACUACAUAAAAUUGAAGAACAUUCAAAUAAGCUUCUACUUAGUUUAUAGACUAUUAAUGUUAUAAAGUAUACAACUUUUAAUGUUUGUGUUGAAAAUUUAAUUUUUGGCUCUUCUUGUUGCUUA